Messenger RNA from Hippoglossus stenolepis (Pacific halibut), 4166 nucleotides. Its product is annotated as cadherin-12. The coding region runs from base 715 to 3129 and encodes 804 amino acids. The record is from RefSeq and is a predicted model, not a curated record. Lineage: Eukaryota; Metazoa; Chordata; Actinopteri; Pleuronectiformes; Pleuronectidae. The transcript has 12 exons. Gene Ontology annotation, biological process: homophilic cell-cell adhesion; calcium-dependent cell-cell adhesion; multicellular organism development. Gene Ontology annotation, cellular component: plasma membrane; adherens junction; catenin complex. Gene Ontology annotation, molecular function: calcium ion binding; cadherin binding.
CUGCAGCUCCUCUUCCCCACUCUCCCUCCCUCGCUCUCUCCCUCUCACACACUUGCUCUCUCACUUACUCGCUCACUCUCUAAUACAUGCAGCUUCCCUUCCCUCACUUCACUGCUCACUCGCUCGCUCUCUCUCGCCCUCUCUCUCUAUCUCUCUCUCUCUCUCUCUCUCAGUCGUCAUUCUGUUGCCGCACGGACACACUCCACACUUUGGUGUGUAUUCUCCGGCUAUUCCCGAAGCUGUUGUCUCUGUACCUCGCGCGGGGCUUGCACCACCGACCGGCGUCUGUUCCGUUUCAGCGUGGGCUCAAACUGUACACAGAGAGCGGGAUAAUGAAAGAGAGGCAUCAAGGAGGAAAGCAGGGUGAGAGAGGGAAUUAAAAGAGGAGUAAAAGCAGCCAAGGAAGAGAGUCUCCUUCUCCUCUCGCGUAAAAGGUGGGAGGACAGUUUGAUUCAGUGAAUAUUUGGAUUAAACUGGCUGCGUCUCUGCUCUCUUGUGUCCCACUGAAGGUGAUGAGCUCCAUAAAUCUCUGAGUGGGAUCCUGACAGACCCGGGAGAACUGCUUUGUGGGUUUCGCCACAUCUGGUUCCAGCCCCCCCACCCCCCGCCUCACCACGCGCCCAUUCCCCAUAACGACCUUCACAAGUUGUUUCAACGUGGCUCAGCUCUCAUCACUGGACUUUAACUCGGGGGCCUGAACCUCACAGAUCGCCAAUGCUAACAAGGGACUGCCUGCUGCUGUUCCUGUGGAUCCUCGUCAACGCAGGCUCAGUCUCUUCUUUGCGUCCACCCUCACCGCCGCUGGGACGGAGCAGGACGGGGAGGGAGCACGCCAGGAGCUUGGUGGGCCCGAUGAGGAAUGGGGCGGCUGGAUUUCAGCGGGUCAAAAGGGGCUGGGUGUGGAACCAGUUCUUUGUACUGGAGGAGUACAUGGGGUCAGACCCGCAGUACGUGGGAAAGCUGCACACUGACCUUGAUAAGGGGGACAGUGUGGUGAAGUACACUCUCUCGGGGGACGGGGCCGGCUCCAUUUUCACAAUUGACCAGACAACAGGGGACAUCCAUGCCUUAAGGAGUCUUGACAGGGAGGAGAAGCCUUACUACACCCUGCGCGCCCAGGCUGUUGACAUGAGCUCCAAUCGGCCGCUCGAGCCCGAAUCUGAAUUUGUAAUCAAGGUUCAAGACAUCAACGACAACGAGCCAAAGUUCCUGGAGGGACCGUACCGGGCCAGCGUCCCCGAGAUGUCACCAGUAGGGACGUAUGUGACACAAGUGACAGCCACAGACGCAGACGACCCCACGUACGGAAACAGUGCGAGGGUGGUGUACAGCAUCCUCCACGGCCAGCCGUACUUCUCUGUCGACCCGAAAACAGGGGUUAUAAGGACAGCCUUGCCCAACAUGGACAGAGAGGUGAAGGAACAGUACCAGGUAUUAAUCCAGGCCAAGGACAUGGGGGGCCAGCUGGGGGGGCUGGCCGGUACCACCACCGUCAACAUCACCCUCAGCGACGUCAACGAUAACCCGCCCCGGUUCUCGAAAAGUUUCUUUCACCUGAGAGUUCCCGAGUCGUCCGCGCUGGGGUCGGCUGUGGGAAGAAUCAAGGCCCACGACCUGGACAUCGGGAGGAACGCCGAGGUGGAGUACACCAUCGUGCCAGGCGAUGGAGGCGCCAUGUUCGACAUCACCACCAACAGCCACAACCAGGAGGGGAUCAUCAUUCUCAAAAAGCCCCUGGACUAUGAAAGCAAGAAGGCGUACACCUUUAAAGUAGAUGCCACCAAUGCUCAUCUGGAUCCGCGAUUCCAGAGCUUUGGGGCCUUCAAAGACACAGCAACCGUGAAGAUUAACGUUUUGGAUGUGGAUGAGCCCCCGGUGUUCAAUAAGCCUUCAUAUGUGAUGGAUGUGCAUGAGGACACACCCGCAGGCACCAUCAUUGGAGCGGUGACGGCACAGGAUUUAGAUGCCAGCAGCAGUCCAGUCAGGUAUUCCAUCGACUGGAAGAGCGACAUGGACAGCUACUUUGACAUCGAUCCAGUGGAGGGGACGAUUUCCACCAACGAGCAGCUUGACAGAGAGAGCAUCGCCCAGCACAACAUCUCCAUCGUGGCCACCAAACUUAAUAGCCCCGUGCUGACCAGUCGAGUCGCCGUCACCGUCCACGUCUUGGACAUCAACGAGUUCCCGCCUGAACUCUCCAGUCCUUACGAGACCUUCGUGUGUGAAAAUGCUAAAAUGGGACAGGUGAUUCAAACCUUUGGUGCAAAAGACCAGGACCUCCCGCCGUCUGGACAACAUUUCUCCUUCAAAUCGCCAAAGGAAGAUUUCAAAAGCAACAAGAAUUUCACCAUCCGAGACUUUGGAAAUAACACGGCUGGAAUCGUAACGAAGCGGAACGGCUUUAGACGGCGUUUACAGGAGAUCUAUUUCCUUCCCGUGCUGAUUGAAGAUAAUGGCUACCCACCCAAGAGCAGCACAGGCACCCUGACCAUCCGCGUGUGUGGGUGCGAAUCUGAUGGAUCCCUGUUGACCUGCAGCGCAGAGGCCAUCUUCCUGCCCGUGGGUCUCAGCACCGGCGCUCUGAUUGCCAUCCUUCUUUGUAUCAUCAUCCUGUUAGUGAUCGUGGUCCUCUACGUGGGCCUGAGGAGGCAGAAGAAAAAGGAAACUCUCAUGUCAUCCAAAGAGGACAUCCGCGAUAACGUCAUCCACUAUGACGACGAAGGAGGCGGCGAGGAGGACACACACGCCUUCGACAUGGGAACGCUUCGCAAUCCCAAGGUCGUCAAAGAGAACCUGUUCCGCAGGGACGUCAAACCCGAGCUGAAGCGAGAUCCCCGGCCGCCCGUCUCUCAGGACAGCGCCGACAUCCGAGAUUUCAUCAACCAGCGCCUGACGGAGCACGACAUGGACAACUCGGCUCCCCCGUACGACUCCCUGGCCACGUACGCUUACGAGGGCGGCGGCUCGGUGGCCGAGUCGCUCAGCUCCAUCGAGUCCCUCGCCGUGGACCUCGAGGAGGACUACGAUUACCUCAACGACUGGGGGCCCCGCUUCAAGACAUUGGCGGGGAUAUUUGGGGAACAGUCAGAAACUCAGUCGGACUCAACAACCACAGAGAACACUCACUGAUGCUAUCCACAGACUUUAAGAGCAAAUAUGUAACGACGGUUCUUUUGGUUGAACACACGCACACGCACACACACACACACACACACACACACACACACACACACACACACACACACACACACACACACACACACACACACACACACACACACACAGAGGUUUCAGCAUUGUUUUCCUCCCAUGUUAUCUGUUUUCAUAUUUUUUCCAGCUCACUGUUUUCUGUUUUUAUUUAACAUGCUCAGUCCCAAAAUUGUAAAAAAAAAACACAAAAAAACGAGGGAACGACGCAGACGAGCAAAACCAACGUUCCAUCAUCUCUCUCUCUCUCGAACGCUGUUUCUUGUCUUACACCUGGUUUCCUCUUCGGGGGGGGGGAACGCAUACACACAGAAAUGUUGUCAUUUCCUACAACAUCCUUAUAAGUGCCUCAAUAUAAUUGUUCUUUCACUUGCUAUUUCAUGCCACAUAUCCAGUGUUGCUCCUUAGAAACCCCCCAUAGGUUAUGAAGCUGAUUGAUUCAGCAGACAGUUCUGUGCUGUGACUGGCCCGGGCAUUACCAAUACCAAUGUCAACCCCAUGGGGGGCGGGGGGGCGAUGAAGUGGCCUGAGUUUGGCCAAAGAUGUUUUGAAUGUUAUUUAUUGUUCUAUUUAUUUAUUGGCCGAUUGAGUUUGAUUAGAUUUUUUUUUUUUGUGUGUGUGUAUUUAUCUAUUUAUCUCUCAGUCAUCAAUCUGUAUUUUUUAUUUUUGGAGACACUCGAGUAAUUUUGUAAUUAAUCAAGGCCCACAUGAAAAUGUAUGUUUCUGUUAUAGGUGGGUCAUGUGAAUAGACUUGUACUAGAGAUGUAAAAAGACUAAUUAGGGCUAAAUACUGCAGUUCAGUCGUGUAAUAAAACACUGUUUUCUUAAAUAAACCACACUUGGACAAAAUGCGGGUUCUGGAUUCACAUGAUUCACAUUAUGGCUGCGUCACAGUUCAGAGGCCAGACUUUGACGAUCUGGAGGACUUUCCCAGUUGUCUCACCAGCUCGUCUCAUCUU